Melanotaenia boesemani (Boeseman's rainbowfish) is the source of this 833-nucleotide messenger RNA. RefSeq names its product immunoglobulin lambda-1 light chain-like. The transcript has 5 exons. Lineage: Eukaryota; Metazoa; Chordata; Actinopteri; Atheriniformes; Melanotaeniidae. The coding region runs from base 1 to 657 and encodes 218 amino acids. The record is from RefSeq and is a predicted model, not a curated record.
AUGGGGCUCUCUGGCGUUCUUUCUACAGGACAAGAAGUUGUUCUCAACUGUAACAUUGAGAAACCUGAAGGCCAUUAUGUUCACUGGUACAAACAGCUGCCUGGUGGGACUCCUCAGUAUAUUCUAAAAUUUUACCAUGAGCACAGUUCACCCAGCUUUGGAGCAGGAUUCUCCUCAGACAGAUUCAACUCUAAAUCUACAUCAAACAUAGAUUAUCAGCUUGUUAUCAAACAGGCAGAGACAGCAGACUCUGCAGUGUAUUUCUGUUGCACAUGGGAUAGCUCUGCUAGUGAGCACGUAUUCGGACAAGGAACCAAGCUGAUUGUAACAAGCUCCAGUCUCUCUGCUCCUGUCCUGACAGUCUUCCCUCCGUCCAGUUCUGAGCUCCAGUCCAGCAAAGUCACUCUGGUCUGUCUGUCCAGUCAGUCUGGGCCUUUUUCAGAUGUGAGCUGGUUGCUUGCUGGGAGUCCAGUAAGCAGUGGGAUCUCUACCAGCACUGCUGUUCAGAGACCAGACCAGACUUUCCAGAUCAGCAGCUCUCUGACCAUCCAGACAUCAGACUGGAACAUGAACAAGGUUUACACAUGUAAAGUGUCUUUGGGCUCCCAGACUGCAGAGAAAACCAUCAACAAGUCUGAAUGUCCUGCUGAUGAAUAGAAGAGGACCACAACCAUCAUUAAACCUGCUUCUCACUGUUUGUGCUGUUUGCUCAUUAAAAGCUUUUUAAUGUUGGAAACUUAUUCUUCCCUCUGUGUUGAAAGAGUUGUCAAAUUUUUGUUUUGCAUUUGUAGCAUUUGAUUUAAAAAAAAGAUAAACAAAUAAACAACUUUCUG